This is a messenger RNA of Eupeodes corollae, 1300 nucleotides long. RefSeq names its product phospholipase A1-like. Gene Ontology annotation, biological process: lipid metabolic process. Gene Ontology annotation, molecular function: lipase activity. The coding region runs from base 99 to 1199 and encodes 366 amino acids. Lineage: Eukaryota; Metazoa; Arthropoda; Insecta; Diptera; Syrphidae. The transcript is spliced from 3 exons. The record is from RefSeq and is a predicted model, not a curated record.
AAUAAUGUGAUUAUAAGAACUUCCUCAUCGCUAUUUUCGUAUAAAAGGUGAAGCUUCUCAAAAAGUAAGCUCAAAAUUAAAAAGUCUAUUCAAUCAAAAUGAUGUUAUAUACAACUUUACUGGUCGCAGGUGUUAUUGGAAUUCUUGCAAACGUUCAAGGAUUUCCAGCACAAUUUAAAGAUCCUGAAGACACUGCUAUUUGGCCAAUUCCACAAAAAAAUCAAACCAUUCGUUGGAUGACUGAAGAAGAAGCAAUACUGGAAGCAUUACAAACUGAAGCAGAAGAAGAAGACUCAAAACUACAGGAAAAAGAAGUUAGAACCAAUACAAAAUCGGAUUAUGUUCGUUUCCUCUUGUACACUAAACAAAAUCCAACAGAACCCUUUGAGCUCAAAACAAACGAUUUAGAAUCUUUGAAGAACUCACCUUUUGAUCCUAACAAUCCAACAAGGUUUAUGAUUCACGGCUUCAAUGGACAUUAUCUGGGAGAAGAGAAUACUGUCAUAAGAGAAGCUCUACUCCUCAAUGUGGAAAAGCGUAAAUUCAAUUUCAUAUCAGUCGAUUGGAGUGUUUACAGCGAAACCUUAAACUACAUCUCAGCGAAAAAUAAAUGCUCCAAAACGGGUGUGAUUGUAGCUGAGUUCAUAGAUUGGAUGUAUGAGAGCGGUGAUCUUUCGUUUGACAACUUAGCCGUGUACGGACACAGUUUGGGAGCACAUAUUGCUGGAUUUGCUGGAAAGAAUAUUAAACUGGGCCAAAUCAAUACAAUCAUUGGAUUAGAUCCAGCUAUGCCGCUGUUUAGCGUGAAUAAGCCCGAAAAGCGCUUGUCUCGUACCGAUGCCAAAUAUGUCGAGACCAUACACACAAAUGGUGGACUUUUGGGAUUCUAUGAUCCAAUUGGAGUUACAUCGUUCUAUCCGAAUGGAGGAAGAACUCAACCAGGAUGUGAAAAUGAUAUUGCUGGAAUUUGUUCGCACAUAAGAAGUGCUUAUUAUUUGGCUGAAGCUUUGAAGUUCUCCAAUAUGAAUGGACUCCGAGGGGUUAGGUGCAAGAAUUUUGAGAGUCUUAAAAAUGGUGAUUGCAGUCAGAACCAGUUUGCAGCUAGAUCUAGUUUGGGUGAUCCAAAUAAUGCUGGAAGUACUUUUGGAAUAUUUUAUUUGGAAACCAAUAGCGAGUCACCUUUUGGAAUUUACAACUAGUUGCUAUGUUUGUUGGUAAUACUUCUGAAGAGAUAAAGUGCUUAUAUUAAGCAUGUAUUAAAGAAUCUUAUAAGUUUUAAGUAAAUAUAUAAAAAAGAAAG